Messenger RNA from Quercus robur (English oak), 615 nucleotides. RefSeq lists its product as uncharacterized. The transcript has a single exon. The record is from RefSeq and is a predicted model, not a curated record. The coding region runs from base 1 to 615 and encodes 204 amino acids. Gene Ontology annotation, biological process: root development; shoot system development. Lineage: Eukaryota; Viridiplantae; Streptophyta; Magnoliopsida; Fagales; Fagaceae.
AUGUUGGAUGGAUCUCUCAGGCUCUUGGAUAUUUGUGAUAUGGCAAGAGAUGCCUUGUUGCAAACAAAGGAAUGCACACGUGAACUCCAAUCAACUCUGCGCAGAAGACCAGGCAAUAAAAUGGAGAUCUCUGGGGAGGUUGAGAAAUACUUGGCCUCAAGGAAGGGAGUAAAAAAGGAAAUGAAGGUCUUAAAGGGCAUGAAAAAUAAAUUUAAUUACAAGAAUACUGAAGAUAUUCUCAUUAUUAGCCUGUUAAAAGACCUAGAAGCUGCAACUCUAACUGGCUUUGACUCCCUGUUGACUUAUAUUGCUAAAUCGAAGUUGCAAUCAAAGUCAAGCAGCUGGUCUUUGGUUUCCAAGCUAGUUCACCACAAAAGAGUGGCAUGUGAGUGUGAAGAAACAGAUGCAAAUGAGUUUGAGAUGGUAGAUGAAGCAUUGCAAUCUCUCAUCAGUCACAAGCCAAGCAAAUCUGAUUACUCUUUGGUUAUUGAUAAUGUACAGACCUGGCUCGGGAAGUUGGAAUUGAACAUUCAAGAUCUUGAAGAAGUUUUUGAAUGCCUUUCUCGGAGUAUUGUCAAGACUAGAGUUUCCCUUCUGAACAUCCUCAACCACUAG